Nestor notabilis (Kea) is the source of this 681-nucleotide messenger RNA. Its product is annotated as chromosome unknown open reading frame, human C11orf58. The transcript has 4 exons. Lineage: Eukaryota; Metazoa; Chordata; Aves; Psittaciformes; Psittacidae. The annotation marks the transcript as partial. The record is from RefSeq and is a predicted model, not a curated record.
GACCUUGGCAACGAGGAGCGGAAGCAGAAGUUCCUGCGGCUCAUGGGUGCUGGGAAGAAAGAACAUACUGGCCGCCUUGUUAUCGGAGACCACAGAUCAACCUCUCACUUCAGGACAGGGGAAGAAGACAAGAAAAUGAAUGAAGAAUUGGAGUCUCAGUACCAACAAAGCAUGGACAGUACGAUGUCUGGACGAAACCGCCGCCAUUGUGGACUUGGUUUCAGUGAGUUUCAGGAAAGUGAAGAACAAGAAGAAGCAGUUGGACAUUCCUCUGAAGAGAGUUCAGAGGACUCUGAAAGUGGCUCUGAGUCAGAACAAGAGGAGUCUGCAGAGGAGCUACAAGCUGCUGAAAAGCAUGAUGAGGCUGAGGUUCCAGAAAGCAAAAAAGAAGCAAAAAGCAACUAUAAAAUGAUGUUUGUUAAAGCCAGUGGUUCAUAACUGCAGAUGUAACAGCUUUGUAUUCCAAGUACAGUAAGCCUUAUUGUUACAGUGCAAAGUGGAGGACUGCUAUCCAGCACAAACCUUUGUAUUAUGAUUUUAAAAAGACCCCAUUAGAUGACAAAGUAGUAUUUGCUUUCUGUUGCCAUGGAUAACAUUUUUAUGGGCACAGUGGUAUUACUGGUUUUUGUAAAGCGUAUAAAAUACUGGAUGGAGAAAUAAACUCUUUUUGUUCCUGCCCAA